Molecule: messenger RNA, 510 nt
Organism: Spirometra erinaceieuropaei
Lineage: Eukaryota; Metazoa; Platyhelminthes; Cestoda; Diphyllobothriidea; Diphyllobothriidae
Source: the annotation of a GenBank genome assembly
AUGGAUCUCAUCUCCGGCGACUGCGAGAACUUCGGUCUGAUCAUCAAUACUGAGAUGACCGCGGUCAUGCACCAACCGCCACCCGACACGGCCCAAAAUGAGCCGCAAAUCAGUGUGAACGGAGCCCACCUGCAAGUGUCGUACAACUUCACGUAUCUGAACAGCACCCUCUUCUGUUGCGCCAAAAUCGACGAUGAAGUGGCCCGCCGGAUUUCCAAGGCCAGUCAAGCCUUUACCCGUCUUCAAAACACAUUUUGGAAUCGUCAUGGUCUUCAGCUCAGUAUGAAACUGAAGAUGUAUAGGGCCGUCAUCCUCCCGACGUUGCUGUAUGGGGCAGAGACGUGGACGGUGUACAUGAAUCAGGCAUGCAGACCCAGCCACUUCCACUUCAGUUUUCUUCGUCGAAUACUGAAGCUGCGGUGGCAUGACCGGACCCCGGAUGCGGAAGUACUGGGGCGGAAGAGAAUCCUCAACAUCUACGCUCUUGUUGAGACAACUACCCUGGAGUGA